AUGGCAUCUGUAUUGUCUUUACCAUCUAAUGUUCCAUUCCUUAUUCAAUCACCUCAAACAACUGUAACUACUGAACGAUCUCAUUCAAAACGUUUUUAUACAUUUAUUCAUUAUGAACAUUCAACGCAUCUACGUCGUUUUAUUAUUUUAUUUUCUAUUAUCAUCUUUGUUUCUCUUGCAUUUGCUUGGCUUAUUGCUGGACUUGUUCGUCUUCGCCAAACAGCAUCUUAUUUAGAAUCAUGUGCAGCUCGAAAAGUUCAAUGUGCUGCAGGAACAGAUUUAGUAUGUAGUUUGUCUUCAUCAAUAUGUCUUUGUCCGGAACAAACUUUUUGGGAUAAUAAAAAACAAAAAUGUCUUACAGUAAAAACAAUUAAUACAGCUUGUUCAAAAAAUGAACAAUGUGAUACAAAUAAAGGUCUCAUUUGUCAUACGAAUGGUACAUGUCAAUGUUCUCAAAAUACAUAUUAUACAACUACAGGGUGUGUGACUUAUUCAUUAUUUGGUGCUUCAUGUCUGACAUCCAGUGCUCCAUUAUGUAAUACACAACUUGGUCUUAUAUGUGAUACAGUAACACAAACAUGUAUAUGUUCUUCAUCAACAUAUUGGUCCUAUGCUCGAUGUGAACAACUUUCAACAUAUACUGGUUAUUGUGAUCGAAAUAUAAGUUGUAAUACUCUGGUUGGCCUUUUUUGUCGUUUACCUGGUUCAAACUUACCAUGUGAUUGUCCUCUUCAAUCAAAAUUUUAUACAUGUGAUUGUCUUCAAGGACAAACAUGGGUUACAGCAACAAGUAUUAAUGGAACAUCAACAUGUAUGAAUCAAGUAACAUAUUCUAAUAAUUGUACAUAUGAUAGUCAAUGUCCACAGACAUUAAAUCUUGCUUGUAUUGGUGGUAUUUGUGAUUGUGAUAUACCUUUAUGGUAUUGGUCAUGGACUUCAAAUAAAUGUAUUGCUUGUGAAUCUCUAGGGUAUAUAUUGAUUCGAUAUUCAUCUCAAUGGGUGUGUACACAAUUAAUUAGUUCAUCAUUAAUGACAUAUACGGCUAGCAAAUCAGCGUGUACUGCUUUAGGUUGGUCUUUGAUUAGUCCAAUAUUUGCAUCGGAUAUUUCAGUUAUUGCUAAAGCUUAUCCAACAUAUCGUCUUUGGAUUAAUAUGGAAACUUCACUUGGUAGUUCGAUCUAUACAAAUAAUAUUUUUCCCAAUAAUCAAUCGAAUUGGAAUACUUCUGUGUCAAGAUCUUUAACAGCUGUUUAUUCUACGUAUACAUAUGCUUUACAAAUUAUACCUUCAUAUGAUAAAACAAUGCUUUUCGAAGGAAAUACGAAUUUGGAUAUGGGACAUGCACUUUGUGCGAUUUAUUAA
This is a messenger RNA of Rotaria sordida, 1362 nucleotides long. The record is from the annotation of a GenBank genome assembly. Lineage: Eukaryota; Metazoa; Rotifera; Eurotatoria; Philodinida; Philodinidae.